Messenger RNA from Fonsecaea pedrosoi CBS 271.37, 1143 nucleotides. RefSeq lists its product as uncharacterized. The transcript has 3 exons. Lineage: Eukaryota; Fungi; Ascomycota; Eurotiomycetes; Chaetothyriales; Herpotrichiellaceae. The record is from RefSeq and is a predicted model, not a curated record. Bases 1 to 1143 code for a protein of 380 amino acids.
AUGACGUCCACAAGUUCCGUAGGUGUGGAUGGCCACCUCUUCCCCGUCCCCCCCGGCGCGGUCGCAAACUUCUGGAUCGUCGACACGACCGGCACCAUCGAGGGUCUCGGCGCCGACCACCUGGUGAAACCGAGUCUGCCGACCUUCCACACGUUCCCCAAAGUCCCGAGCUGGUCGUUUUUGAUCGAGACCACCGUCUCAGGGAAGACGAGGAGGGUGCUCUUCGACCUCGGCGUGCCCAAGGACGUCUAUGCCAUGCCGCCCGUGGUUUCGGGGAGGUUGAAAACGUUUGGGUGGGUGGUCGAGGUGCCCAAGACGACGGCCGAGGUUUUGGUCGAGAGUGCCGGCUCAGAGGGGGGAGGGUUGCGGUUGGAGGACAUCGAGGCUGUGGUUUGGAGUCAUUGGCACUGGGAUCAUCAAGGCGACGUCCAGCCUUUUCCCCCAACUACGGACCUGAUCGUCGGACCGGGCUUCGGCAAAGCAUUCCUCCCAGCGUACCCAGCGGGUCCUCAGUCGCCGAUACGGCAGACAGAUCUGGACGGUCGACGCCUGCGCGAGAUCGACUUUGACAACACACCCACCGUGCAGGUCGGCCAGAUCCGCGCCCUCGACUACUUUGGCGACGGCUCCUUUUACCUGCUCGACACGCCCGGCCACGCCAUCGGCCACCUGGGCGGUCUCGUCCGCACCACGUCGAACCCCGACACGUUUGCCUUUCUGGGAGGCGACCUGACGCACCACGGCGGCGAGCUCCGGCCCUCGAAACAUCUGAGCUUGUCUUCAGCCGUGGCAUCCGUCGCUGCGGGACAUUCCAGCGAGGGUCUGGGCACCGUGACGCUCCAGAGUCUCGAGACCCUCCAGACGUCGCGCGGCCGCGCCGUCGACCAAGCCUUCUUCGACCCCGUGCUCACCAGCGACUUUGACGAGGCGCUGCGCACCAUCGCCCGCGCACAGGACGCCGACGCCCAGGACAACGUCUGGUUCGUCGCCGCGCACGACGACACCAUCGCCGGCGUGGUCGAUCUCUACCCCAAGCGGGCCAACGGCUGGAAGGCCCGCGGGUGGCGCGAGAAGACCAUGUGGACGUUUCUGAGGGAUUUUCGCGGCGCGUUGCAAGGGGGGCAGUGUCCGGGCCAUAUUUGA